AUGAAUGAUCCUGAAGAUCCAGGUAUUAGACAUUCUACUCCUAUUUCUUCUAGUUCUUCAUCUCCUUCUAAUCCUUUACCUGAUGUCUCUGAUCUUGAUAUUCCAAUUACCCAUAGGAAAGUUAAUUUUGAUUGGCCUCUUUAUCAACUUGAUGUGAAGAAUGUCUUUCUCAAUGGGGAUCUUGAAGAAGAGGUUUUUAUGGACUUGCCACCUGGUUUUGAGGUGGAUCUCGGGAUUAACAAAGGGAAGUGUAUUCUUGACCUACUGAAUGAGACAGGUUUACUUGGUUGCAAGAUAGCAGAAACUCCUAUUGAGAAAAAUUUUAAAUUGGUUGCUGCAACUGAAAAAGAAGUAAAAGAAAAGGAAAAGUACCAGAGGCUUGUAGGGAGACUCAUGUACAUCUCUCACACACGUCAUGACAUUGAUUUCACAGUUAGUAUAGUAAAUCAGUUCAUGCAUGCUCCCGAGUCAGUUUACUUUGAAGCAGUUUAUAGAAUUUUGAGAUAUUUGAAAGGUACUCCAGGAAAAGGUAUAUUAUUCAUGAAGCAUGACCACCUAAACAUUGAGGUUUAUACUGAUGCUGAUUGGGCAGGAAGCACGACUGAUAGAAGAUCUAUUUCGUGGUAUUGCUCUUUUGUUGGAGGAAAUCUAGUUACUUGGCAAAGUAAAAAACAAAGUGUGGUUGCAAGAAGUAGUGCUGAAGCAGAAUUUAGGGCAAUAGCCCAUGGUAUUUGUGAAGGCAUAUGGAUAAGAAGACUAUUGGAAGAAUUGAAUUUCUCUCAUACAAUGCCCAUACGCAUAUUGUGA
Molecule: messenger RNA, 807 nt
Organism: Benincasa hispida (wax gourd)
Lineage: Eukaryota; Viridiplantae; Streptophyta; Magnoliopsida; Cucurbitales; Cucurbitaceae
Source: RefSeq, a predicted model, not a curated record